This is a messenger RNA of Anopheles nili, 1666 nucleotides long. RefSeq lists its product as uncharacterized. The record is from RefSeq and is a predicted model, not a curated record. The transcript has 3 exons. The coding region runs from base 371 to 847 and encodes 158 amino acids. Gene Ontology annotation, biological process: positive regulation of voltage-gated potassium channel activity; regulation of synaptic transmission, cholinergic; sleep. Lineage: Eukaryota; Metazoa; Arthropoda; Insecta; Diptera; Culicidae.
CACCCGUUAGAACGUGUGCUUUAAUUCACGUGUGUCCAACAGUCACCGAUUUGACCUGCCUAAAUUCAUUACCCCAUCUGUGUAAAGCGAUCGAGUGAUCCUCUUUGGUCUGUGAUCGUGCGUGAUCUUCGUCCAGCGUUCAGCAAUCCUUCGGUGCGCGCGGUUUGUGCAUUUUGAAAAGUUUCAGUGCGCUUGCGAGAGCGUCGAUAAAAAAUUCAAAUAACACACAAACCCAAAAACGAGUGUGACGAAAAGUGGACAAUUUGCCGCUUUUCUUUCAUCCGUGCAGCAUCCGUGUGACGUAAAGAAGGGAACAAAAAAGUGUGAGAGGAAGAAGACAACAAAAAACCACCACCACCCAUAAAACAACAUGGCGCCCAAGCUCGUGCUGGUUUCAACUUUGCUGCUGGUGCUGUGCGGCUUCGAAGCAGCCAACGCGCUCAAAUGCUGGCGGUGUUCGUCAGACGCCUCAACGGCCGCUUUCUGCGACGAUCCGUUCGCUCAGGAGAUCAUCACGGAGCAGCAAAGACGCUGGAGUUACGUCGAUUGUAAUUAUCCGCCGCAGGUGAACUACCAGUACAACAACCAGAUCAACCCACAAACUCGACCGGUGUGCAAGAAAAUGAAGCAAGUCAUCAACGAUCGCGUCGUGGUGUCACGCUCCUGCUCCUUCGAGGAUGUUAAUACGCCACCAAACUCGUGCCUGAACGCUCAAACACCUUCGUACAUCAAGAACGAGUUCUGUGAGACCUGCCUCACGGACGGCUGCAAUGGUGCAUCCUCGUACGGACCGGCUUUGCUGAUGAUCCUGGCCAGUGCACUGUUCGCUAAGCUGCUUGCCUGGUAGGCGACCUGGCGUUCUCGAAUUUUCCCUUCGGCGAAUGGUGCUGAAAAGCGAGCAGCAGAUUCAUUCUCCUUCCCAGGAGUAGCGCACCAACUAGCGGCAAGGAUAGCACACACCCACACACACCCACCCACCCACCCACACAAGCAGUAUCAUUACCAAAUGGCGUACGGAUCACCGCAGAAAUUGCCUUACAUAUGUGCGCUAAAAGCGUCCAGAAACCGAACAGGGUUUGUUUCGAAACAAUUUCUCUGUCGUGGCAGAUUGCGCUAGAAUAAGAAGCAGUUAGGGUCCAGUUUUAGUUUGUGUGUUGAAAAUAACAACAAUGAGACGAUAUAAAUGUACAAAUAUUGCGAAAUGCAAAUCCCCGAUGAACCUCUCGCUCGGACGCGAUUUUCCUGCAAUUCAGCUUAGAGAAUUUGGCAUCGCCAAUCACGGAAUUGUUUUUGCUCACAAUGUUAUGUCUAUUGUCGUUGUGGCGUUUCAAAUUGAGUAGAUGUUAAGCAGGCAGUUGUCGAUUUGGAUGUUUUGCUUGAAAAUCUAGCAGCACGUGGGCGGUUUGGCACGUUACAGCAGCAGCAGCAAAUUGCAAACAGCAAAGCUAUCUUGUUCAGCAGUUAGUACUGGAGUUUUCUUCUUUUGUUUUUGAAUUUUUGCUAGGUCCGCAAAAGUUAAUCGUUUCCCAGCGCAUAUUUCGCAAGUUGUAGCGUGCAAACGCUAGCUCAGUUUAAAUUUGAUCAUUCUACAUCACAUCACUAACGUUUAAAAUGUACAUAAGUUUUAAAGAAGAUAGUAAAUAAAGUUACACCGAACAACAAUCGU